Messenger RNA from Fusarium graminearum PH-1, 815 nucleotides. RefSeq lists its product as uncharacterized. The transcript has a single exon. Lineage: Eukaryota; Fungi; Ascomycota; Sordariomycetes; Hypocreales; Nectriaceae. The coding region runs from base 77 to 727 and encodes 216 amino acids. The record is from RefSeq and is a predicted model, not a curated record.
AUCAACAUUGUAAGGCCUCAGUUCAACUAAACUCAACACCAACACUUGCCAUACCUAUCAUAUCUACACAGUAAAUAUGGCUCUCCCUCCUAAAUUCGCCGGGCAGAAGCUCCAAUUCGCUCACCCUCCCGCCUCAGACUCAGGCGUCGCCCACACAACUCACACCCUCGAGUUCUACCUCGACUACUGCUGUCCCUUCUCAGCCAAGAUCUUCCGCACCCUCCGCUCCGACGUGAUCCCCGCCAUCAAAUCCAACGAACACUGGGCCUCGAGCCUCACCUUUAUCUUCCGCCAGCAGGUCCAGCCAUGGCACCCUUCGUCAACCCUGAUGCACGAGGCCGGCCUGGCAGUCUUGCGUCUCGCACCUGAGCGCUUCUGGGACUUUAGCGCAGCGCUGUUUGACGAGCAAAAGGCAUUUUUUGACGUAUCCGUCGUCAACGAGACCCGCAAUGAUACUUAUCGUCGUCUGGCAAAGAUUGCGGCAAAAUCGGGCAUUGAUGAGAAUAAAGUGUACGAGCUGCUUGUGAUUCCUGACAAGGCGGGGGAUGAUGGAGCGUUGAAUGCGGGGAAUCAGGUCACCAACGACCUCAAGGUUAUCACCAAGAUGAACCGUCUGGUUGGUGUGCAUGUUACGCCUACUGCUGUGUUUGACGGUGUGGUUCAGGAUGUUAGCUCUGGUUGGAACAAGGACCAGUGGGUUGAGUGGUUGCAAAAGAACGUUGUUUGACUGCCAUUGGAGGGCAACAAACGUACGAGCCAUAAGCUCUGAUAGUAAAGAGCUGUACAUACAACACAAUUGAAGUUGUCACCAUCUG